UGACGUCACAGCGAACAUGGCUGCCGAGAGCGAUGUCCUGUCUGAAAUUGAAGUUCUGCAGUCCAUCUACUUGGAUGAGCUCAGUGUUAAUCAGAGAGAUGAGGGAGGAUGGACAGUCAGUCUGGUGCUCUAUCCCUCCACUGCGGAGGACUGCCUCUCUCAGUUUGUCCGUCUUACAUUGACAGUGGAUCUGGACUCUCAGUACCCAUAUUCAUCUCCUUGCAUCUCUAUUCACAAUCCACGUGGACUCUCAGAUGAUAAACUGCUCAGUUUACAGAGGAGUUUGCAGAUAGAGGCAGAGUCAUGUAUUGGGACACCUGUACUGUACCAGCUCAUAGAGAGAGCCAAAGAGAUCCUGACUGAGAGCAAUAUUCCCCAUGGAAACUGUGUCAUCUGUCUGUAUGGCUUUAAGGAGGGGGAAGUGUUUACUAAGACCAGCUGCUAUCACUAUUUCCAUUCUCACUGUCUUGGCCGCUACAUCACCCACUCUGAGAUGGAGCUGAAGGACCGUGAGAGGGAGCUGGAGGAGGAUAAAACCAGAGACAGGACAGAAGAAGAGGACUUGGCUGUUGUUUGCCCAGUGUGUCGAGAGCCUCUCACCUAUGAUUUGGAUGCCCUCCUUUCCUCUCCUGCUCCAGUUUUCACACAGCAGGAGGAUGCAGUCAUCGGUGGGGAAUUUAAAAAGAAAUGGGCAGCACUCCAGAAGAUUCUGGAACAGCAGAAGGAAAAGGGUGGAGUUAUUGACCCAGAAGCAGAGUCUAAUAGAUUCCUAAUUCACAUUAAUGAG
Sinocyclocheilus rhinocerous is the source of this 787-nucleotide messenger RNA. RefSeq names its product E3 ubiquitin-protein ligase RNF25. Gene Ontology annotation, cellular component: nucleus. The record is from RefSeq and is a predicted model, not a curated record. The annotation marks the transcript as partial. Gene Ontology annotation, molecular function: protein binding; ubiquitin protein ligase activity. The transcript is spliced from 9 exons. Lineage: Eukaryota; Metazoa; Chordata; Actinopteri; Cypriniformes; Cyprinidae. Gene Ontology annotation, biological process: protein ubiquitination.